UAUCUGUCAGAACCCUGCUACUAGAGCCUGGAUGUGGCUCUGAGUUUCAGGGUCACUGACAUUGAUAAGACACCUGCGUCCCAGGACUCGGAGGAGAAACGGCUGAUGGACUUGGCGGGGAAUUUGCGCGGGGUUUUACUGAGCGGGAAGAGACUGUUCAAAUGAGGGGGAGGGUAUAUAAAGGAGGGUUGGCCGGAGCCUCCCAUUCUUGGCUUUUCUGAUGUUCAUGUUUCCUACAGUAAAAGUUCCUGGUGAUACCACAGAGAGUCUCGUGUGUUCAUUCAGGAGCGGCUGUGGUGAGCUGACACUAAGCCAAGAAUACGGACACCAUCCCGCUGUAGCGGUGAGGUGUAACAUGCAAGUGGAGGAUGAAGAGCUCUUGGGCGCCGGAGGAGGAAGGUCGGAAAGGGCCACUCCCGAGACGGACGCUGAGUUCCACCAGCUGGCGGCCCUGGCGUCAUCCACCGCUUAUGCCCAGCCAAAUGGGGUAACCCAGAGGCGCGGAGUGGUGCGGGGAGAUAGCACCGGAGGAGAGGAAGGUUCACCUUCCCCAGGCCCGCAAAAGAUGGUGUUUCUGGAGGAGAGGAUGUCGGCGAUGGAGACCACCCUGGCAGUGAUGUCGAGGGCGAUGGAGCGCCUGGCGGUUUUGGCGGAGCCGGAGCGAGGAAGGGAACUCCGGGCUAGCUCAAUGUGGGACGUGAGCAUGGGAAGCAGCCAGGGCUUUGCAGACCUCCCAGCACCGAAGGGAAGGGAAAUGCGAAAGGAGCCCGGUGCCCGGCCCAAGAUCCAAACGAGCCUGACGCGGGUGGAGGAGAGUGACGACGAAGGGGAAAAGCCUCCGAGAAUCCCGGCUACGCUCCCAACUGAGACCCUGGUGCCCCUGGCGAAUGCCGGGCGUGGCACAGGACAAAGGGAAGCAGCAGCGGGGCCCACUGGCCCGCAAGGGGGCUUGCGACGGGCGGAGAAUUGGGGAUUGCCACCACAGGGACCCCUACCGAGACGAGAGGAACUAAGGAUCGAGUUUGGGGGAGAGUCCUCUGAACUGGAUUUUUUCCUGACCACGGUGAGGGGCUAUAUGGAGGACAAUGCCCACACUUUUAGAACGGAAUCCAGCCGGGUACGGGCCAUUGGUGCAGUGUUGAAGAGGGGAGCGGCCAGCUGGUACGUUCAACUACACGCGCGGCGCGACCCAUGUCUGGGGUCACUCCGACGCUUUAUGGGGGCCCUGGAGACCCGUUUCCGAGAUCCACUGGAGCAGAUCCGGGCGAGGGAGGAGUUGAAGACCGUCUCCCAGGGGCAGAGGUCGGUAUCGGAGUAUGCGGAGGAGUUCCAAUGCCUCGCUGAAAAGGUGCCGGAAUGGUCUGCAGUGACCAAGAUAGAACUCUUCAAAGAGGGGCUCAGGCGGGAGAUCCUCUCCUGGGCGGUGCAUCGUGAUGAGCCUGACACACUGCGCGGAUGGAUUCAGCUGGCGGGGCGCAUCGAGACAUCGCUGGCCCAGGCGAGGAGGCACCGAGGAGGGCUACAGCAGCGGCCGCAGAUGAAAGAGGGGAGCCGGAAGGAGGGAUCAACCCCAGCCGGGAGGAGAACGGAGCCGACAGGGAACGUGAGCACCAGCAGGAGGGGCUGCUUCGUGUGCGGCCGUUUGGGCCACAGGGCUGCCGAGUGCUGGCAGAGAAAAGGGGAAGGCGGAGGCCCGCCCAAACCAAGAGCCGUGGCAGGGAAACGCGCUGAGGAAGAACCACCGAUGAGGCACCACUCGGGGGGGUUGGACGAAGGGGAGGAGGACGCCAUGUCAGAACCCUGCUACUAGAGCCUGGAUGUGGCUCUGAGUUUCAGGGUCACUGACAUUGAUAAGACACCUGCGUCCCAGGACUCGGAGGAGAAACGGCUGAUGGACUUGGCGGGGAAUUUGCGCGGGGUUUUACUGAGCGGGAAGAGACUGUUCAAAUGAGGGGGAGGGUAUAUAAAGGAGGGUUGGCCGGAGCCUCCCAUUCUUGGCUUUUCUGAUGUUCAUGUUUCCUACAGUAAAAGUUCCUGGUGAUACCACA
Molecule: messenger RNA, 2048 nt
Organism: Anolis carolinensis (green anole)
Lineage: Eukaryota; Metazoa; Chordata; Lepidosauria; Squamata; Anolidae
Exons: 2
Coding region: 221-1810 (529 amino acids)
Molecular function (GO): nucleic acid binding; zinc ion binding
Source: RefSeq, a predicted model, not a curated record